Messenger RNA from Strongylocentrotus purpuratus (purple sea urchin), 2213 nucleotides. RefSeq names its product zinc finger protein 724-like. Gene Ontology annotation, molecular function: RNA polymerase II cis-regulatory region sequence-specific DNA binding; DNA-binding transcription factor activity. Gene Ontology annotation, biological process: regulation of transcription by RNA polymerase II. Lineage: Eukaryota; Metazoa; Echinodermata; Echinoidea; Camarodonta; Strongylocentrotidae. Bases 144 to 1211 code for a protein of 355 amino acids. The transcript has a single exon. The record is from RefSeq and is a predicted model, not a curated record.
UUUGGCUGUGAUUCAAAGAAUAAAGCCAGCAAUGAUUUGUCAAAUGAAAAAAAUAAGAAAAACAAAUCAAACCUGCUUGUAGAGAUGAAACAUUUAUUAAUCAAAUUAAUCCUAAUAAACUUGAAAGCACCAAAGUCGAUAAUAUGCCAUAUGUUUGUGGUAAAUAUGGUAAUGCAUUUAACAAUAAUCUUGUCAAAGAUAAAGAGAAUUAUGUAGCAAAAAAAUCAUGUGUAUGUGAUCAAUGUGGUAAAGCGUUCAGUAAUGCACAUUGUCUUACAACACAUAAACGCAUCCAUACAGGUGAGAAGCCCUAUGUAUGUGAUCAAUGUGGUAAGGCAUUUAAUCAAGUGAAUGCUCUCACAAGACAUGAACGCAUCCAUACAAGUGAGAAGCCCUAUGUAUGUGAUCAAUGUGGUAAGGCAUUUAAUAAAGCUGGUGAUGUCAAAAAACAUAAACGAAUCCACACAGGUGAGAAGCCCUAUGUAUGUGAUCAAUGUGGUAAGGCAUUUAAUCGUGAAGGUAAUCUCAUAGCACAUAAACGCAUCCAUACAGGUGAGAAGCCCUAUAUAUGUGAUCAGUGUGGUAAGGCAUUUAAUAAUGGGAGUGAUCUCACAAAACAUAAACGAAUCCAUACAGGUGAGAAGCCCUAUGUAUGUGAUCAAUGUGGUAAGGCAUUUAAUAAUGAACAUAAUCUCACAACCCAUAAACGAAUCCAUACAGGUGAGAAGCCAUAUGUAUGUGAUCAAUGUGGUAAGGCAUUUAAUCAAGCUGGUGAUCUCAAAAAACAUAAACGAAUCCACACAGGUGAGAAGCCCUAUGUGUGUGAUCAAUGUGGUAAUGCAUUUAGUUGUGAACAUCAUCUCACAACACAUAAACGCAUCCAUACAGGUGAGAAGCCCUAUGUAUGUGAUCAAUGUGGUAAGGCAUUUAGUUGUGAACAUCAUCUCACAACACAUAAACGCAUCCAUACAGGUGAGAAGCCCUAUGUAUGUGAUCAAUGUGAUAAGGCAGUUAAUCAGGUGGGUGAUCUCACAAGACAUAAACUUAUCCAUACAGGUGAGAAGCCCUAUGUAUGUGAUCAAUGUGGUAAGGCAUGGAGUCGCCUUUUCUCUCUCAGGUACCAUAAGCCAAAAUGUCAAGGUGCAAACACACAGUGCAAUAAGAAACUUGUGCAGUCUCAAGUGAGCAGUAUCAACACCAAUGAACUGUAAGUCUUAGUCUAUAAUAUUUAAUUAAUUUUUUGCAUCGAUUAAUUAUCUUAAUGAUGGGAAUAUCUACAAAUAUUGUAUUGAUGAACUUAUUGAUUUUCAAUAUCAUCUUUAUUCUUAAAUGACAUCGAAAUAGGUCUUUGUGUAUUUUUGUCUAUCAAUAUUUUUAAUAGAAAGGAAGGUUUGUUUUUGCAUGACUUCAGUUACUAUAAAUUAUAAACUGCAGUGGUAGGCUUAUUGUUAAUGGGACCAAGGAUUUUUUUCCUUCUCAUUCUUUCAUAAAGAUUAUUAGGUUAAUGCCCAUGUAAUUUAUUAGUAUUGGAACUUGUAUUGGAUGCUUACAGUUAUGAAUGGCGGAUUGUUAAAAUGAAGAAGUUAAGAAUGGAAACCACAAAUUAAUUUCAUGAUCAAUCCUCCAAUAUGCAGAUAUGUUUAUAGGUUUAGUGAACAAUACAUUCCACAAGAGUAGUUAAUAGGGAGCUUUGGAAUUUCUCCAGUUCAUAGUUAAGUGCACAUACCUUGAAAGUUACAUUUGUACAUUUCAAGUAAGUUUCAACAUGACUGAUAUGUAGAUUUCCUAUGAUCUAUUCUAUGCAUAUAUGAAACAAAUACCUUGUCUGUGAGAGUGUAUGAUUAUACAGGUACAAUUGUUAUACCUAGGACAUGUAGGAUAUGGAGACAUAUAAAAUUAAAAUGGGAUGUUAUUUAUCUACUUUAAGUGCUUAAAGUAAAAGUUAUGAAUUUAUUUAUUCAUUUUAAAGUCAUUCAUGAGAAUUCAGUAACAAUUUAAAUUAAAGUUACCUAAAUGUAUUUAAAUUAUUUAAUGUAUAUAGAACCAAAUUGGAUAAAAGGGGGAAAAAGAAAAAAGGGAAGCAUGCUUUUUAAAUUUGUUAAUCAAACAAGCAUACAUGUCAAUGAGUUGAAAUAUUAAAAAUGAUUUGAGUUGAUAUAACUUGAAUUUGAUUUGAAUUGAUCUAUAUUUUGGUUCAGUUGGUUCCAAUAUUU